This is a messenger RNA of Castor canadensis (American beaver), 3120 nucleotides long. RefSeq names its product desmoglein 4 (gene Dsg4). Gene Ontology annotation, cellular component: desmosome; plasma membrane. Gene Ontology annotation, molecular function: calcium ion binding. Gene Ontology annotation, biological process: homophilic cell-cell adhesion. NCBI's taxonomy places the organism in Eukaryota, Metazoa, Chordata, Mammalia, Rodentia, Castoridae. The record is from RefSeq and is a predicted model, not a curated record.
AUGGAUUGGCUUCUUUUCAGAAACAUUUGCCUUUUGAUCAUCUUAAUGGUGGUACUGGAAGUAAACAGUGAAUUUAUUGUCGAGGUAAAAGAAUUAGACAUUGAAAAUGGCACUACAACGUGGCAAACAGUCAGGAGACAAAAACGGGAGUGGAUCAAGUUUGCUGCAGCCUGUCGAGAAGGAGAAGACAACUCCAAGAGGAAUCCGAUUGCCAGAAUUCGAUCAGAUUGCGAAGUGAACCAGAAGAUUACAUACCGAAUCUCUGGAGCAGGGAUUGAUCGACCACCUUAUGGAGUGUUCACCAUUAAUCCCCGGACUGGAGAAAUUAAUAUCACUUCAGUGGUAGAUAGAGAGAUAACUCCACUUUUCUUGAUCUACUGCCGGGCUCUGAAUUCACGGGGUGAAGAUUUAGAGAGGCCUCUUGAGCUCAGAGUCAAAGUUAUGGACAUAAAUGAUAACCCCCCAGUCUUCACACAAAACGUGUACACAGCCAACAUUGAAGAAAACAGUGAUGCCAAUUCACUGGUUGUUAAGUUAAGUGCCACAGAUGCAGACGAAGACAAUCAUCUGAAUUCUAAAAUCGCCUACAAGAUCAUUUCUCAGGAGCCUGCUGGUACACCAAUGUUCAUGGUGAACAGGUACACUGGAGAAGUCCGCACGAUGUCCAAUUUCCUUGACAGAGAGCAACACAGUAUGUACAACCUACUCGUGAGGGGCUCAGAUCGGGAUGGAGCCACAGACGGACUGUCUGCCGAGUGUGACUGUAGAAUCAAGGUCCUAGAUGUCAACGAUAAUUUCCCUAUCUUAGAGAAAACUUCAUAUUCAGCAAGUAUUGAAGAGAAUUGUUUGAGUUCUGAACUGAUAAGAUUACAAGCAAUUGAUCUUGAUGAAGAAGGCACUGAUAAUUGGUUGGCAAAAUAUUUAAUCCUCUCCGGAAAUGAUGGGAAUUGGUUUGAUAUUCAAACAGAUCCACAAACCAACGAAGGAAUUUUGAAAGUCGUUAAGAUACUAGAUUAUGAACAAAUGCCUAAUGUUCAUCUCAGCGUCGGAGUUAAAAACCAAGCUGAUUUUCACCACUCGGUUGCUUCUCAAUUCCGAAUGCACUCAACCCCUGUGAGAAUUCAGAUCAUCAAUGUGAGAGAAGGACCUACAUUUCAGCCAAGUUCCAUGACUUUUAGUGUACGAGAAGGAAUAAGAGGGGAUUCCUUAUUGAAUUAUGUGCUUGGCACAUACACAGCCAUAGAUUUGGACACAGGAAAUCCUGCAACAAAUGUCAGGUAUCUCAUAGGGCAUGAUGCAGGCAGCUGGUUAAAAGUUGAUUCAAGGACUGGUGAGAUACAAUUUUCUAGGGAAUUUGAUACGAAGUCAAAAUAUAUUACCAAUGGCAUGUAUACAGCAGAGAUCCUGGCAAUAGAUGAUGGCUCUGGGAAAACUGCAACUGGAACCAUAUGUAUUGAGGUUCCUGAUGCCAACGAUUACUGUCCGGUCAUUUUUUCUGAAAGAAGAACCAUCUGCAUUGAUUCCCCAUCAGUCCGUAUCUAUGUUAGUGAUCAAUCUUUUGGGUCUCCCUUUACCUUCUGUAUUGUUGAAGAAUCAUCAGAAACAACUAACGUAUGGGACCUCAGACCAAUAAACGAAACUUCUGUGAUCCUUAUGACUGAGCAGACUUUAUCUCCAGGACUUUACCAGAUCCCAAUCCUAGUGAAGGACAGCUAUAACAGAGCAUGUGAAUUGCCACAGGUUGUGCAGUUAGAGGCCUGCUCAUGUGACAACAGCAUUUGCUUGGACUCUAGCACCACAGGCAUCUACACUGGGGAUGUCAGCUCGGUUACUGACGACAUUUAUGUGUCCGCCACUGAUGAUCAAGUUGAAGAGUCAAAUGGACUUGGACCAGGAGGAAUAGGCAUGAUCGCCACGGGCGCCUUACUUCUGCUUUUGUCACCUCUCUUGCUGCUCACAUGUUGUUGCAAACGAAGACAGCCAGCAGGCCUGGGGACAAGGUUUGCUCCUGUGCCUGAGGGGGGAGAAGGAGUGAUGCAGUCCUGGAGAAUAGAAGGGGCCCAUCCAGAGGACCGGGAUGUGUCAAAUAUAUGUGUGCCCAUGACAGCUUCUAAUACACAAGAUCGUAUUGAUUCCUCUGAAAUCUACACCAACACCUAUGCGGGAGGAGGAACAGUUGAAGGGGGUGUGUCAGGAGUGGAACUCAAUGCAGGUGGUGGGACCACCACGGGCCUGGUAGCUGGAGGAGCAGCGAUGGGAACCUUAAGGAAGGGGAGUUCUGCCAUAGGCACCCUGCGGGAAUACCAAGACACAGGCAUGAACAUGGCUUUCUUAGACAGCUACUUCUCCGAGAAAGCAUAUGAGUAUGCAGAUGAAGAUGAAAGCCGACCAGCCAACGACUGCUUACUCAUUUAUGACCAUGAGGGUGUAGGGUCUCCUGUGGGCUCUAUCGGUUGUUGCAGUUGGAUUGUGGAUGACUUAGAUGAAAGCUACAUGGAAACUUUAGAUCCAAAAUUUAGGACUCUUGCUGAAAUCUGCUUAGACACAGAAAUUGAGCCAUUUCCUUCACACCAGGCCUGUAUACCUAUCAGUACUGACCUUCCUUUGCUGGGACCAAAUUACUUUGUUAAUGAAUCUUCAGGAAUGACUCUCUCGGAGGCUGAAUUCGAAGCAGAAAUGGCAACAACGUGUGAACCCAUGAUUCAUGGGGAUAUCAUAGUGACGGAGACUUACACUACUGCUGAUCCAUGUGUACAACCCACUACAAUUGUUUUUGAUCCUCAGCUUCCUCCCAAUGUUGUAGUCACCGAAACUCUGAUGACACCUGUCUUUGAUGUUCAAGGUAAUAUUUGUGUACCUGCUGAGCUAGCCAACACACACAAUGUGUACUAUGCUGAGAGAGUGAUGGCCAGUCCUGGUAUUCCUGACACAAACAAUAGUAACAUGGCUGAUGGUUGCAUGGGACCUGUGAUGAGUGGAGGUAUUUUGGUAGGGCCAGAAAUUCAAGUGACACAAAUGUGUCCAGACAUUCACAUAAGCCAAACCAUUGACUCUACAUCCCCAAUGACAUCUAGACACAGAGUAACACGAUAUAGUAACAUACAUUACUCCCCACAGUAA